Morchella importuna is the source of this 813-nucleotide messenger RNA. RefSeq lists its product as uncharacterized. The transcript has 4 exons. Lineage: Eukaryota; Fungi; Ascomycota; Pezizomycetes; Pezizales; Morchellaceae. The record is from RefSeq and is a predicted model, not a curated record. The coding region runs from base 1 to 813 and encodes 270 amino acids.
AUGGCUUCUUAUACAUCCUUAGACCCCUCAGCUUACCCCAAUACCGGGCUCCUCGCAUCGAAGCUCUUCGACGUCAGCGGCUUUAAAGCUGUCGUGACGGGUGGUGGAACGGGUAUUGGGUUGAUGAUAACCCAGGCGCUGGUAGCCAACGGAGCGACAGUUUAUAUUUCCGGGCGUCGUAAGGAAGCAUUGGAUACGGUUGUAGAGAAGUAUUCAGGCAAGGGUGGUCCACAUGCUGGAAAGAUUAUUGCGGCGCCAGCGGAUAUUACGGAUAAGGAAGAUAUCAAACGCCUUGCCCUCGAGAUCAAGGAGAAGGAGCCAAACGGUAUUCAUCUCCUUGUUAACAAUGCCGGCGUUGCAAAGGAGAAGGAAACCACUUCAUAUAAGACUGGAGAGCCAGACUUCUCCAAUGCCGACUCCAUCACCGAGCAUCUGUGGAAAGCAACCCCGGAGUCAUGGGCAGAAACCUUCGAGACAAAUCUGACGGCCCAAUUCUUCUGCUCGGUUGCAUUCCUACCACUCUUGUCAAAAGGAACUGCAAACACAUUAGGUUACUCAGCAUCCAUCAUCAACAUCACCUCCAUCUCCGGUGUUCUUAAAGGAAGCAGCUCGGGACAGUUCGCAUAUGCCACUUCUAAAGCCGGAUUUAUCCACCUGACACGGAUGCUGGGAACCACAUUCGCCGAGUGCAAGGUUCGUGUCAACUCCAUCGCACCCGGCAUCUUCCCAAGUGAGAUGACAGCCGACAGCUCGGACGAGAAUCAAAAGUCGGAGCUUAAGGGCAUGGGAAAAAGUCUUCCUGCUAGUAAGUAA